CUCAUUAACAGGCAAGCAGCUGCAGGGCACGCCUCCUUAAACCUUUGCACUAGGUUUCUGGCUUUUACAAACAAACACACCGAGUGAAUGUGAAAAGUCAGUCUACCAAGGCAGUGGCGGAUAUCCAUACGUACUGAUGAUCAGUCUGACUGAAGAAGAGGACAAUCCACACGGAUGUGGGGAGCUACACUAAAGAGUCAACCUUGCCCUCCAGUGGAGUUCUGUGGCUACAACAUUCUUCCAGGUCAAGAAAGCACCCAUACAACUCAUCUCGGGAGAUGAUGCAGUCUCCCAAUCAAGCAAAAUUGACCUGUUGAAAAACUGUCAGGUGCACAAUUGGUAGUGUCAGAUGGAUUUAGUAUAUUAAGCGACUAACAAUUGAAGAUCCACGGGCUGAACCUUUAUCAUCCUUAAUUAAAAGCUGCAAGUCUUGGUCAAAAAGCUACAAAUUGAGUCACUCCGCAACAAAGCCAAGGAAAAGAAAAGACGGAUGGAAGAAUUUGCAAAUAUAAGCACGGUAGCCACGGCAACGACGCUUCCAACCGACACAAAGAAGAGCAACUCUCACAGAUGGGAGUUCCUGGUCGCCGUUUUGGCCACUGCCAUCUCCAUGUCUGUAAUAAUGGUUCUCUUGGCUAAGUGUCAAGUGGUUCGGCGCUACCUGGCCAGCUAUCGGCACACCAGGUUAAGAGAGACAGACAUUAGCCAAAGUGAGCAGUCAGGUCUGGAUGUGGGCUUUGACGUGCCCGGAGAAUCUGAAAUGAACCCUCGUCAUCCUGCCGCUGCUGAAGAUGAUGAUGGCUUCAUUGAGGACAACUACAUCCCGACAAGUGAAAGAGUGAGAGCUGAAAGAGCAGCAGAGAACAUGGAUGACACGGACGAAGGCAUGAAUGAAAUUCAAUUUGCCAUUACUUAGAGGGAGGCGGGCGCCUCUUACGUCGCCUUUGCUCCACAAGCACCUGAACCUUUAUUUCUAACUCUGUGUUCCACAUUUUAAUGACCAAUUGGGUAAUUAAUAAUUCAGAAAUGAUCAAGCACUUUUUUGUUAUUUGGCUUUCAAGAGAACCCCCAUGUUCACUACCUGUUUUUUUUUUUAACUCUGUGUUCCCCAUUUGAAUGACCAACUGAGUAGUUAAUAAUUGAAGAUUCAAAAAUGAUCAAGCACUUAUUUGCGCUUUCAUUUUAAGGACACGGUGGUAAUAAGAGUCAAUCAGGUGUGCAGAUCUAUGAAAUCAUUUGGGGGAUAUUAAAUACAUGAGGAGUAUGCCCUAUUUAUUUUAGUAUUUCAGAAAAGAAUUAUUUUUCAUCAUUUCAAAUCCGAGCCAUCCAUUUUGAAGGAAAUUCUAAUCAUGCAUUGAAAGCAAUCCGUUUUUUUGCAUGGUUUCACGCUUGCUUGAGUUAUCUUGGAGCACAAAUUAUGUAUCCCUGUAUGAUUGACAAAAAAUGCAGUAAAUAAUAAAAGUGUAUUUAAUGCAUGUGUUAAAAAGCAUGGCAAUAUGACGACUAAGACAAAGCAGCACAACAGUGCUCGGGCAAAUGAUCGUUCUUCUCAUAUUUGUUUCACGAUGGAAAAUGAUUGCAAGUAACAGCAUUUCAUUUAUUCUGUGAUGGUCAAAUUCUCAUAUAUAAUAUAUGAAUCUUUUAGAAUGCAAAAUAAAAUGCUGGAGGGUCUUAAC
Molecule: messenger RNA, 1676 nt
Organism: Syngnathus acus (greater pipefish)
Lineage: Eukaryota; Metazoa; Chordata; Actinopteri; Syngnathiformes; Syngnathidae
Gene: c4h1orf210
Product: chromosome 4 C1orf210 homolog
Exons: 4
Coding region: 491-916 (141 amino acids)
Source: RefSeq, a predicted model, not a curated record